AUGUCGUCGUUUCCUACUCUUAAUAGUCCCGAGACCAGUCUCUUUGAAUACUAUCUCCUACGGCUCUGUCCUCUUACUACACCAUCGUCGCAACUCUCGUCGCCUUUUGCAAGCAUGAUUGCUCCCCUGUUUGCCAACUACGGUCAAGAUCUUCUUGUGCAGUCUGUCCUAGCAUUUGCUGCUCGACACAGAAGUAUCACAGAUCCAUCGUGGUCUCGAUCGGCGAUGAGGAUGAAAGGCAAGGCGCUUACUGGACUGUUGCGAAGGAUUCGAUCUCCCGAUGUUACUGCAGACGUCAUCUUGGACCCACAGGUCCCUGCAACGAUGAUGUUUCUGUGUCUUUACGAGAUACUUGACAACGGCGACUAUCGCUGGGUGUUUCACCUUCGAGCAAGUCAAGACUUUAUGCGCAAACGGCAACUAAUUGCGCUUCCGUCCAGUGGUAAAUCCGGGUUAGAGAAUCUCGCCGCCUUUGCAGAGCGGUAUUUCGCAUUUCAAGAUGUCAUAAGCAGAACAGCCUGCGGAAACUCUCCAAUCUGGGGUCUCGAAUAUUGGCAGCGACCAGAUCACACCGAAGAUAUCGAUCCGUGGAUGGGAUGUAGUCCGGCAAUGGCAUCUGUCAUUUUCAAGAUUACCGAACUUGCUCGGACACGGAAUCGAGAUAAUCUCUCUCAGGCUGAUUACGAGCUUCAAGUUGAGAAGUUGGAUAGAGAAUUGACCUUGGUUAGUUCCAACAUCACCAUUCUCGAAGCCAAAGACGAAAACGUCAGACGAUCUGUCAAUUUGAAAAAGAUUUCAGUACAGCUCUACUUCCACUGCCUACUCCGAGACGCAGAUCCAUCUACAACCCAGGUCUCGUACCUCGUCAUCGAAGUUCUACAUUCCGUCCACGGUCUUAUACAACAAGGUUGCGCCGCAGGUCUACUAUUCCCGUUAUUCGUUGCGGCGGUGGAGUUAGAUCCCCUGAAUGAUGAUAGGAUGUUCGAGCACAUGGGACUAGGUACAUAUAUAACAGGAAGACAAUUGGUUCUAGAAACUCUAGAUACCAUGGUGGGAUCGUCAUUAGCAAAUAUUGAGCGGACGAAAGCAGUUAUCCUUAAGGUUUGGAGGAUGAGAGACUUACAUACACAAGAGGAACCUCCCGUGGUGGGGUUAGGGAAUGUGAAUGAUUGGAAUACGUUUGUGAGUCCGUAUACCCAGAAUUUGAACUUGGCUUGA
Fusarium sp. VM40 is the source of this 1218-nucleotide messenger RNA. Lineage: Eukaryota; Fungi; Ascomycota; Sordariomycetes; Hypocreales; Nectriaceae. The record is from the annotation of a GenBank genome assembly.